GGCGUUCAUUCUCUCGCUUUCUCAAUUUCAACUGGGAUCUUUUCCUCUAAAGCUUUUCCUAAUUCUAUACAAUGUCUUCCCCACGCGCCGCAUCCCCUUCCUCGCCCACGGCCGCGGGCCAAGCAACCGGCUCCAGCGCCCGCCCUUCCUCCCCGCCUCCUCCCGGCGGCGCACGCACCGCGAUUCGCCGCCGCGCGGCUGCCGACCAGAAGGAGAAGAUUGCCAAUGCGCGGCCGAACAGCACGCGCGCCGCGGGCGCCGGCGGCUCCAGCAGCACCAUGCUCCGGCUGUACACCGACGAGAGCCCCGGGCUGAAGGUCGACCCUGUCGUGGUAUUGGUGCUCAGCUUGGUGUUUAUCUUUAGCGUUGUUGCGCUUCAUAUUAUUGCCAAGAUCACCCGCCGGUUCUCCAGCUAGAUGGCUUGACCACAACUGGGGGAGGAACUGGGAACCAAGAGAUUCUACGGGGAUAGAUGAGGUGGGA
This is a messenger RNA of Chaetomium strumarium, 483 nucleotides long. Its product is annotated as Sec61beta family-domain-containing protein. Gene Ontology annotation, molecular function: guanyl-nucleotide exchange factor activity. Gene Ontology annotation, biological process: post-translational protein targeting to membrane, translocation; SRP-dependent cotranslational protein targeting to membrane, translocation. The transcript has 3 exons. Gene Ontology annotation, cellular component: Sec61 translocon complex; membrane. The record is from RefSeq and is a predicted model, not a curated record. The coding region runs from base 72 to 416 and encodes 114 amino acids. NCBI's taxonomy places the organism in Eukaryota, Fungi, Ascomycota, Sordariomycetes, Sordariales, Chaetomiaceae.